AGUACAAUUUGGCUAUAGUUGAAAAUAAGAGGCUCUUAUUUCCUUGUAGUUAUAACCAUUUCCUUUGAUAAUCAGUAUACUGUGACUUGUGUUUGGGAGGAUGGCCCCCAGGUACGAGAUAGCAGUGGGGCUCCACAAGGGCCACAGGACCACCAAGAUCCGCAUCAGCAAGAGCAAGACAGUGCACGACCGCAAGCACACCAUCCGGCCGGCCAGGCUGAAGGGUAUCCAGACAAAGCACACAAAGUUUGUGCGCGACCUGGUGCGUGAGGUGUGUGGCCAUGCCCCUUACGAGAAGCGAGCCAUGGAGUUGCUGAAGGUAUCCAAGGACAAGCGAGCCCUCAAGUUCCUCAAGAGAAGGCUGGGCACGCACAUCCGUGCCAAGAGGAAGCGAGAAGAACUGAGCAACAUUCUUACGCAGAUGAGGAAGGCCCAAGCACAGGCUAAAUAAAUGUUGUUCACUAGAAAGGUUUUGUCUUAAAUAAAGUUAAAUAAAGCCUGUAA
This is a messenger RNA of Bacillus rossius redtenbacheri, 504 nucleotides long. It is a transcript of the gene RpL36, whose product is annotated as large ribosomal subunit protein eL36. Gene Ontology annotation, cellular component: ribosome; cytosolic large ribosomal subunit. Gene Ontology annotation, biological process: cytoplasmic translation. Bases 101 to 451 code for a protein of 116 amino acids. The transcript has 4 exons. NCBI's taxonomy places the organism in Eukaryota, Metazoa, Arthropoda, Insecta, Phasmatodea, Bacillidae. The record is from RefSeq and is a predicted model, not a curated record. Gene Ontology annotation, molecular function: structural constituent of ribosome.